Messenger RNA from Solenopsis invicta (red fire ant), 2442 nucleotides. RefSeq lists its product as uncharacterized. Gene Ontology annotation, biological process: recombinational repair. The record is from RefSeq and is a predicted model, not a curated record. The coding region runs from base 383 to 2026 and encodes 547 amino acids. Lineage: Eukaryota; Metazoa; Arthropoda; Insecta; Hymenoptera; Formicidae. The transcript is spliced from 2 exons.
AACUGAAACACGUUUUACUACGCGGGCGACAUUGAAUAUUGAAUUAUUUACAAAUUAGCAGAAUUUUCUUCUAUGUUAUGUUCGAAAGUGACGAUUGGAUUUUCGAAGUGAGUCUUUUAGUUGUACGAUCAUAUUAGAACUUAUUUGAGUAAUUUCUUUACUGUGUUUUUUCGUAUACAUUGCAUAAUUUUGUCAACGCACAAACGGGCAACCGGAUGCUUUCGACGAUGUCGAGGAGGAAACGAGGAAAAAAUUCCAUUCUCCAUGUCAAAAGGAAGAAACACCGUCUGUCAAACGGCGUAGAGUGUCGGUCAAUUGUGGCGAAGGCGGCGAAGUCUUGCCGUUCACGUCGACACAUAAUACUUGUUCUCAGACAUUACAAAUGGAUACUGUAGUCAAUAUCGAGGAUAACGAUCUACUUUCCAAGAAUAAGAACGACGUAUCACGAGGGGAUUUAUUGUUGGGAAUUUUCCAGAAAACCACUUCUCCAAGGACAUUUGACUUUGAGAAAGAGAUAGAGAAAGAUUUUACAGAGAUACAAAGGAAGACGCAACGUUUGCACUCUCAAGUGGAUGCAACUCCAAAGGUAUCACGGUAUAAAGAGUCUAGGGAAAAGAGUCGUGAGUCUAUGACUAAAGGAAAACUCGCAAAAGAGGUAAAAUUGAUUCGAAUGUUUCCUGGGCCAGCUGGCUUGGUACCAGAUGUAAAAAACGAUAAUAUCUCUGCUACUCUGUCUUAUCUUAGCAGUGUUGACCAAUUGGAAAAUAAAAUGGCCACCAAGAUAAAUCGGCGCAUCGAGAUCAAGUCCCAAGAUGAAAAAAAUUUGGCUGGAGAGAAAGCUUGGAAACUUUUGUUAAACGACCUACCAAAUAAUUUUUUACAGGAUUAUAAGAUAUCUGUUGUUAAAGACAAAGCGAAUGCUAGUCAUUGCGCUAGUAUGAAAGUAAGAUUUAUAGCAGGUGUAUUGGAGUACAUAGAUCAUAGUCAGGACGAUCCAUUUGUAGUAUUAAAAGAUACAACUGGUAGUAUAGAAGGCACUAUUCAUCGUGAUAUUUUGUUAACUUAUCCUGGCAUACUGGAGCCGAAUGUGGUUAUUUUUUUAUGCAAUGUAGGCCUACUAAAAACUACAACGUAUGUAUUAACAAACAAAUAUCAUAUUUUAGUGUCUCUAGUAAACUUAUUAGCCAUAUAUUCGGAUAAAGGCCAGAUUGUAAGUACAAACCUUAUGGAAAGUAUUUUAUCUCGUGCGUCUUCAAACGACGAAUUAAAUAGAAUUAACGAUAAUACGCCAGAAUCGGUUUUGGAACCACGUUAUAUUUCUGGACUGCAAAAGCAAGUUGUUCUAGAUGCAAGUAGUAACGCACUUUUACAAACUAGUUCCUCCAUUCUCGAUUCGUCGUCUACCACGAAUCUGAAUCACGAAUCUGAAUUAACGAAAAAUUCGCUGUUACAAAAUCGUCAGACAAAUGAAAAGUACAAAAAUUGUGAGAAGGCCUUUAAGAAUGAUAAAAAUGAUAAAAAUACUGAUGAGAUGUUUGGAUGUUUUAACUAUUCGAUGGAUAUUGAUGACUUGGAUAUGGACGUUUUCUUUACUGUCGACUGCGAAUUUACAACUUUGGAAGAGCAGAAUAGUCACGAUCGUUCACAUUCCCAAAGUAUUUCGCAAACUGAAAAAAGACACUUGAAAAAUACGAAAAAAGAAUCAACGAUAAAUGUUGAAAAGCAGAUAAAGGAGCAACAUUUAUCACAGACUUUACAGAAAUGUAUUACCGAUGUAAAAACUUGCGAUUCACAUACACGUCAUUCACGUAAAAAUGAUUUCUCGUCUUACGAUGAUACGGCAUACAGAGAUUCAAAUUUAAACGUGAAAUCCACAUUGUCAAUGAUAAAACGUAACGUCGAAAAAUCAGAAACACUGGUAAGUUAUUUUGCUGACGAUAGGAUUGACGAGUACGAUUCAGACGAUGAGAUUUUGUCGCAAUUUGACGUAGAUAACAUUUUUGACAAAUCGAAAAAAGACUGCUAAUGAAAGAAGAUGAUGAAGCAGCAGAAGGGUCAAGUCGAUGGCAGAGAGAACGAGAUGUAAAUCGUAAAUGUAACCGGUCUUUCAUCACUCGCGACAACGUUUUUCUCUGCCUUACCUUACGUCCACGACAAACUUGAGUUACUCGCGUUUCGCGUUCUUUGCCAUCAGCCUAUCUCUGCAAAUAUGCUUAUGUGAUGCGUCACGCGAGACUGGGUUUAGAUGGCAAUACUAAUCACUAGUGUAACUAUUGUGUAAAAGAUAGAUCUUGACAUUACUAUACAUGAAGCGAGUGAUGCACACUAAAGAUAAAAUGAUUCUUAUUAAAAUAGAAUGUAUUAUAAUACACGUAUUUGUACUUGUCUAGAGUUGUUGAAGAUAAAGCUGUUUACAAGAUUGUAUUGUGAGCUUAUCUCUUA